AAUGAGUCUGACAGCAAAGGACAAAUCUGUGGUCAAGGCCUUCUGGGGCAAGAUUAGUGGAAAGGCAGAUGUCGUCGGUGCUGAGGCUUUGGGGAGGAUGCUGACUGCUUACCCCCAGACUAAGACCUACUUCUCCCACUGGGCAGACCUGAGCCCCGGCUCUGGGCCAGUCAAGAAGCAUGGAGGCAUCAUCAUGGGUGCAAUUGGUAAAGCAGUCGGACUGAUGGACGACCUCGUGGGGGGAAUGAGUGCUCUCAGCGAUCUGCACGCCUUCAACCUGCGCGUUGACCCUGGAAACUUCAAGAUCCUGUCCCACAACAUCCUUGUGACCCUGGCUAUUCACUUCCCUUCUGAUUUCACUCCCGAAGUGCACAUUGCUGUGGAUAAAUUCCUUGCAGCCGUGUCCGCUGCCCUGGCUGACAAAUACAGAUAAGACCAUCAUGAAAGUCCAUCAUUUGAUUCCAG
This is a messenger RNA of Oncorhynchus mykiss (rainbow trout), 465 nucleotides long. It is a transcript of the gene hba1, whose product is annotated as hemoglobin, alpha 1. Gene Ontology annotation, biological process: oxygen transport; hydrogen peroxide catabolic process. Gene Ontology annotation, molecular function: heme binding; peroxidase activity; organic acid binding. Gene Ontology annotation, cellular component: hemoglobin complex; haptoglobin-hemoglobin complex; blood microparticle. Lineage: Eukaryota; Metazoa; Chordata; Actinopteri; Salmoniformes; Salmonidae. The record is from RefSeq and is marked provisional.